Molecule: messenger RNA, 2676 nt
Organism: Leptonychotes weddellii (Weddell seal)
Lineage: Eukaryota; Metazoa; Chordata; Mammalia; Carnivora; Phocidae
Source: RefSeq, a predicted model, not a curated record
GGCCCGUGUUUACACAGCGGCGGGCGGGCGCGGACGCGGAACCUGGCGCGGCGGCGACAGGAUGGUCAUGGCGCAUUUCGUCGAGAAUUUUUGGGGGGAAAAAAAUAGUGGCUUUGAUGUCCUUUACCAUAAUAUGAAACAUGGACAGAUAUCAACAAAAGAACUAGCAGAUUUUGUGAGAGAAAGAGCUACAAUAGAAGAAGCAUACUCCAGGUCAAUGACAAAACUAGCAAAAUCUGCAAGCAAUUAUUCGCAACUUGGAACAUUUGCACCAGUGUGGGAUGUGUUCAAAACAUCUACAGAGAAAUUAGCAAACUGUCACUUGGAUCUUGUUAGAAAAUUACAAGAAUUAAUAAAGGAAGUUCAGAAGUAUGGAGAAGAACAAGUAAAAUCUCACAAAAAGACUAAAGAAGAAGUUGCAGGAACUCUGGAAGCUGUUCAAACCAUUCAAAGCAUAACUCAGGCCCUCCAGAAAUCCAAGGAAAAUUACAAUGCCAAGUGUGUAGAACAGGAACGUUUGAAAAAGGAAGGAGCUACACAAAGAGAAAUAGAAAAGGCAGCUGUUAAAUCUAAGAAAGCUACAGAUACCUAUAAACUUUAUGUGGAGAAGUAUGCAUUAGCAAAAGCCGAUUUUGAACAGAAAAUGACAGAAACAGCUCAGAAGUUUCAAGAUAUUGAAGAAGCUCAUCUCAUUCACAUAAAGGAAAUUAUAGAAUCCUUGUCAAAUGCUGUAAAGGAAAUUCAUUUGCAAAUAGCCCAGGUCCAUGAAGAAUUUAUAAAUAACAUGGCUAAUACUACAGUUGAAAGCUUGAUUCAAAAAUUUGCUGAAUCAAAAGGCACUGGGAAGGAAAGACCUGGCCUUAUUGAAUUUGAAGAAUGUGACCCCGCUAGUGCAGUUGAAGGUGUAAAACCAAGGAAAAGAAAGACUUUUGGUUUGCCAGGGAUAAUUAAAAAGGAAAAGGAUGCAGAGUCUGUGGAAUGCCCUGAUGCAGAUUCACUUAACAUUCCUGAUGUAGAUGAAGAAGGCUAUAGUAUAAAACCAGAAGCAAAUCAGAAUGAUACCAAAGAGAACCAUUUCUACUCAUCUAGUGAUUCUGAUUCUGAAGAUGAAGAACCAAAGAAGUAUCGGAUACAGAUCAAACCUAUGCAUCCAAAUAACUCCCAUCACACAAUGGCUUCCUUGGAUGAAUUAAAAGUGUCUAUAGGAAAUAUCACGCUCUCACCAGCAAUAUCUAGACACAGCCCAGUGCAGAUGAAUCGGAAUUCAUCUAGUGAGGAGCUAACAAAAUCAAAGCCAUGUGCUGCAUCCAAUGAGAAAGGGACCAGUGAUUUACUUGCUUGGGAUCCCCUGUUUGGACCAUCUCUUGAUUCAUCUUCUUCAACUUCACUAACUUCGUCAUCAUCAUCAGGUAAUGUGUGUGUGUGUAUGUGUAUAUAUAUAUAUUUACUUAAGGAACUUGAAGAGUGCAACAGAAACUCUUUGUCUCGCAAUAAUUUGUUUGAGUGUACAGUAAUUGAGUCUUUACUUGAAACCAGCAUGUAUUUGGAAUUUGAAAAAGCAAAUUGUGAUUAUUUGAAAGAGCUGAACUUUAACAGUUCUACCAGGCUAGUUUACUUUUGGGGCAAAAAACUUUCUUGGGUUUUUUUCUCUUUAAAGGUAUCAUCAAAUGGUAUUCAGUCCACUCCUCUAAAUCUUGCAACAUACUGGAAAUGCAGUGCUGGCACCACAGAUCUUAGAGUGGAUUAUAAGUACAACCCAGAAGCUAUGGUGGCACCAAGUGUGCUUUCCAACAUACAGGUGGUGGUACCUGUGGAUGGAGGAGUCACAAACAUGCAGUCCCUUCCCCCUGCAAUAUGGAAUGCAGAACAAAUGAAAGCCUUUUGGAAACUCUCUGGUAUUUCAGAGAAAUCAGAAAAUGGAGGUUCUGGGUCCCUCAGAGCAAAAUUUGAUCUUUCAGAAGGACCUAGUAGACCCACCACACUUGCAGUGCAAUUCCUCAGCGAGGGAAAUACCCUCUCAGGAGUAGAUAUUGAACUUGUAGGCACUGGCUAUAGGCUUUCCUUAGUAAAGAAGCGGUUUGCCACUGGACGAUACCUGGCGGAUUGUUGAUGGACCUGGGAAACUGGUUGGCUCGAGAGAAUUACAGGCCUGCCAUCCUGUGUUGUCUGUUCUUUCCAACACUGUUUUAGCUUGUAUUAGGUCUUUGAACUUACAUAUAUUUGAGAACUGAUUACAAACAUUAAAUUGCACUUUUGAAGUGACUCAUCAAAAGCAAUAGCACUGAAAUGAUUUUCAACACUGUUAAUGAUCAACUGCCAUAUUCCGGAAGCACCUUUGAGAUUCUCAGUAAAAUGAAGUUUUCCUAGGCUGAAAUUUUACAUUAUCUUCAGUGUCUAUGUUGAGUUGUAGUGUAUUAUCAGGCCUAAAAUUUCAGGAGAGCAAGCACAAAAUAAUUCAGCUUUCCAUUAAUUUUUAGAGUCAGAGAUAGCUUUGAAAUUUCCUAAGUUUGAUAUGAAUGGAGACACACAGAACGUUGAAUUGUAAGUUUUGGAUAAUGUUAAUUUAGAAUACUCAAUCAAAUUGAGUUAUGUGCCAUAAUCAGACCAGAGUCCAAGGCGUAUGCAAAAAAUGUAUAAUUUGAUUCUCAUAUAAACAUUAAUAAAGUGUAGAUGGUG